Molecule: messenger RNA, 3738 nt
Organism: Lytechinus variegatus (green sea urchin)
Lineage: Eukaryota; Metazoa; Echinodermata; Echinoidea; Temnopleuroida; Toxopneustidae
Product: cysteine and histidine-rich domain-containing protein 1-like
Exons: 10
Coding region: 126-1094 (322 amino acids)
Source: RefSeq, a predicted model, not a curated record
CAAGCUGAAUGAAUGAAAGACCGGUCGCUACUAGAAGUUUCUAAACAAAACUCUCGUUUUAUUUUGAUUUUCUCAAUAUAUUUUCAAAUAUUUCUCGUGAAAGCAAUCAGAAACAAAGAAACAUAAUGUCUGCUGUGAGCACACAAAAGCUUCAGUGUUACAACAAGGGAUGUGGGCGUGUUUACUUGCUGGAGGAAGACGGUGAAGGUUGUUGUAUUCACCAUCCUGGGGCUCCUGUAUUCCAUGAUGCUUUGAAAGGAUGGUCAUGCUGUAAGAAGAGAACCACAGAUUUCACUGAAUUCCUCAAUAUACCGGGAUGUGCAAAGUCAAAACAUAAUCCAGUGAAACCGGUUGAAGAGCCCAAACCAGAAUCAACAAACGAUGAUGAUGUUGUGCCUGAGGUUGCAGUAGAACCCCCACCUCGUCGGCCAAUUCAGAAUGCUGACCCUGAAGAAAGACCGAGCAUAGAUGAGCCAUUGAUUAAACUACCUCUAUCAGUUGAUCCAUCAUUAAAAGCUGCUCUUGAAAGAAUGUCAUUAAAUUCCCAAACACAGCAAGAGGCCACUCAGGGUGAUGGAGAAAUUAAGAAGGGGACAGUGUGCAAGAACAAGGGCUGUCGGAUGCCUUAUGAAGGUGAGAUCAGUCUAUCAGAUCGAUGCAGGCAUCACCCUGGAGCAGCUAUAUUCCAUGAAGGAAUGAAGUACUGGUCGUGUUGUAAUAGGAAGACUUCAGACUUCAACAACUUUUUAAAUCAGGAAGGAUGUACUGUAGGCUGUCAUGUUUUUAAGAGUUCAGACAGUGAGGAGAAGAAGCUGGUUGCAUGCAGGCAUGACUGGCAUCAAACGGGUAAAAUGGCUGUCCUAUCUGUGUAUUGCAAGAAGUCCAAUCCAAGUGCUACGGUUGUACAAGCUAACCAAGUCUCCUUAGAUAUACAUAUAUCAUUUGACCAAGGCAAGAGUGCAUUUAGGAAAACUAUCAAACUAGAAGGGGUGAUUGAUCCAAACCGUAGCGUUGUUAACAUGCUCGGAAGCAAGGUGGAGAUUAAACUACACAAAGCAGAGGCAAUGGCAUGGAAGAAGUUUGAACUAGAAUAAUGAGAACUGCUGCUCUCUACUAAAUGAAAUAAUGAAUGCAACAUGAAGGGGUCAGUCUCACAGGAGGAAAUAAUUCAUAGCGUUAGGGAACUGUCGCUUUUUUAAACUGAUGUAAGGCUAACAACAUUGUCAUCCCAAAGAAACACAAAACCGGCAGACUACUGAAUUAUGUAAUUACUGUAGAGUGAAUACAGAGAGACAAGUUGUUAACAGGUAAAUUCUAGAACACAUUUCUAUGGAUGUCGUAUAAAUUAUGUUCUUGUGAAAGGCUUUUUUUAAAAUGAAAUUUUGAUAAAUUCACCGAAGAGAUUGUCUUUUUUCCCCACCCAUGGCUAUGUGAAGAAGUGAGGAAGCUUAACUGAACAAAUUUUGAUUUGAAUAUACAGCCAAUGCAUGUUAGUGCAUACAUACAGGCCCUAAUAAUGAACAGUGUGCACGAAGAGCACAUGGAUAGACUACGAUCGGGUCUGUAGGCCUGACUAGGGUGUAUCCAUUUGGUGAGUCGUGCAAAGUAUUAAGUCAUUAUAGCAUGGGAAUGCAGAAGAAAAUGUUCAUUGCUUGGUAUUAUACAACUUUCCCAUUGGACUUACAUACUCCUGAGGUGCCUGUCGCAUUCUACAAACCAUGCCACAUCCCCAAUGCCAAACCUCUGAGAAAUGCAGGUAUAUCUAAAAGGACCUGUUGGUUGCGAAUAAGAAGGCUGUGCAAUGCGAUAAGUUCUGGCCAAAUAUCUAGAUGAGGACAGUGAAAGAAGAUUUCUUUAAAGGUAUAGUAAGUUCCUUGGAUUCAAGAGGGCGCUAUCUGAAGGUUAUGUUGAGUGCUGUACUCGACGCCAUCUUCAUUAAGAAGAUCAUCAACAUAAUUUGCAUGCAGCUGUCAAUUAUCAGCCACUCGCAUAGCACCCGCACGCAUUCACAGUACACGUACGCUGAGCUGCUUUUGGCUUCAUCGAUGCCGCCCGACGCCACUUCACACAGCAGAAGGAGAUGGAGCCAGCCUGCCAGGAUCUUUGUACCUGUACAGUAGCUGAAUCAAAGGCGAACUGAGAAUUGUUGAGAGUUUUGGGCAUUCAAACCGUGGCAUCUGUGUAAGUGUUAUGUAGUGUAGCUGUCAAAAGGCAGUUGGCACCACACGCAGCAUGUACGUAUGCUCAACAACGACCUCUUGAAUCUCACAAAUUUGUACCUGUAAGUAGUUAAUGAAUAAGGGAAUUCUAUUUGUGCCUUGAUGCUCAUCAUAGCCCAAUUGCACUCACAUUUUACACAAAUUUGUGACCUAUUAAUUGCACGCAUGUGUAAGCGGAGCUCACUUUGAGACCGUGCAGACCAUGCACUAUACUCCUGGAGAUGCAAGUAUAAUGCCAUUUUAUAGAAUGGAUGAGAAAAUCCUUGCAAUCUGAUUGGUUGAGAGCUAUGCAUGGAUUUUUACUGGGUUGCAUGAACGAUAUCCCGAAAAUCCAAACGAUAUACGUUGUAAACAAGUUAUCCCGCAAAAAAGUUGUGAUGUCAUCACGCAUUCAACUGUUCGCUUAUUUACUUCAAAACUUUUAUUUUGGAGAAGCCCGAAGAAAUCAAAUAAAUGAUACAAAAUGAUCUGUAAGUACAAAUAAUUUUCUUAGAGAUUAAACUUGCAUGGUGCUGGUAACUGCCCUAGAUUUUGGAAGUCCAUACGAAUUUACUGGUGGGGAAUCGGUGCACAGCUGGCAGCCACAGGCCUAAUGAUAAUUAACAACAAGCUAGACACUGCAGGCUCAGGCAGCCAUAGGCCCUGGCCUACAUUAGUGAAUGCAAAGCUGUAUCUGGCAUUUUCAGUAUACAGUAUGUAUUAAUGCUAACAUAUUAUCAAGUUAGGCAUACAUAUUGAUGUUGUCUGGUAAACUGGUAACAAAAAUCAUGCAUCAGGUAAAAAAAAAUCAUGCGUCUGGCAAAAAUGAAUUUACUGGGUGCAUGAUAAUCUCAUGUGUCCGGUAAACUGAAUUUUAUAUCGAACCAUGAAAUUAUCAUGCAUCUGGUAAAUCAUUAAUUUUUGUGGUUUAUUCAAUAAAAUUUAUCCAUUCUAUAAAACAGUUGAUGCCAGGUUUUCUUCCUUGGGUCAGUGGAAUUGUGUGUAUGCGGUAACUUUGGCAUUACGGUCUAAACCAACUCUGCUGCGCCUCGUGGGCAAACCAAACCAAAGUUACCUUGUGCACACAUUUCCUACCAACCCAUUCUAACCCAUCCAUCAUUUGCAUACUGGAUCCUACAAUUCAAUCCAAUAAUCUGACCACAUAUUAAUUAGAGGACCGUUUCAUGAAAUCUGUCAGUGAUGACAAGUUUUAAUUAUCUAACAGUUCCCAUAGUUACCAUCAAACAUCUCAGCUUCUGAGUUCUCAGACAAUCAAAAUAAAGGAUAGUUGUAAGAUUUGACAAUUUGUCAGAUUAUAAAUCUUGAUGGAAAGACCCCCACCCCCCACCUUCCUGGAGCCUGUUGCAUAAAACUUUUUACCCGAGAAAACUUUGGUAAAAACUUAAAACUAAGGUUAUUCUGAUUUCUGCCAUUGACUUUAACACAGGCCAAAAACUCCGGUAAAAACAACCUGAGUUUUCUCAGGUAAAAAGUUUUAUGCAAGAGGCCCCAGGAUUAGACUUAGAUAAGAUCUUAUAGU